Molecule: messenger RNA, 2630 nt
Organism: Hemiscyllium ocellatum (epaulette shark)
Lineage: Eukaryota; Metazoa; Chordata; Chondrichthyes; Orectolobiformes; Hemiscylliidae
Gene: abhd16a
Product: abhydrolase domain containing 16A, phospholipase
Exons: 20
Coding region: 115-1740 (541 amino acids)
Biological process (GO): monoacylglycerol catabolic process; phosphatidylserine catabolic process
Cellular component (GO): endomembrane system
Molecular function (GO): glycerophospholipase activity; monoacylglycerol lipase activity
Source: RefSeq, a predicted model, not a curated record
UGCUGGGGCCUGGGGACGGUGCUGUUCGUGUCGGGCCGGGCCGGGCCUGGAGGGGCCGAGUGUCCGGGGACACACACCCACACACGGAGAGAGAGCGGGAGCGGGAGCGGGAGGAUGGUGGGCUCGCUGUUCCGGUGUGUGUUUGGGCCCAGGCUCAAGAGGAUCCACCGGGGGACGGACAGCCCGGCUGGCUUUUACUACCAACCCAGGGCCCUGGAGAAACACUCGGACAGCAUCCUUGGAUGGGCCUACAUCCUGUGGAGUGUAUCCUACUACACGUCCCCAUUAUUACUGCUUUACUGCUACAAGAAAGGUUACAUUGUCAUGUCGAAGAUUCUCCCAGCGACGUCAUACGCAAGUGUCCUCCUGCUGGUCCUGACCGGGGUGGUCUGCCUCCGAGGUGUGGGUCGCUGGGCCAAUCCUGAGUAUGUGCAGUUUAUCAGCAUCUUGGAGGAAACCAAACGAAACAACACAGCAGAGAACAAGAAGAAACUGGCACAUUACAGCUUUGACUUCAGCCAUUGGCCUGAAGACUUCCGAUGGGACGAGGUCAGCAGCCAGAAGGACCAUCGAUCAGAGAAGCAGAGAAAGGUGGGAGUUCCUCUGUUGAAGCCUGAGGUGAAAUCCAGAGGGACGACUGGGUCCAACCUGUUCACUCAGAUCCUCAGCCUGCCCUGCCAGGUUAUCGGCUAUUUAAUGGCGCACUCCUUUGGUCGCCGUAUGUUGUACCCGGGCUCGGUCUCUCUGCUGCAGAAAGCCAUCAUGCCAAUGCUGCUACAGGGACAGGCCCGUCUGAUGGAGGAGUACCGAGGGAAACGUGCCAAGCUGGUUGCCUGUGACGGGAACCAGAUCGAUACGGUGUUUGUGGACCGACGGGCAACGGAGACCGACCGGGGCAAAAAGCUGGUGAUCUGCUGUGAAGGGAACGCUGGCUUCUAUGAGGUUGGCUGUGUCAGCACUCCACUGGAAGCGGGAUACUCCGUCCUGGGAUGGAACCACCCUGGGUUCGCAGGGAGCACGGGUGUACCUUUCCCACAGAGCGAGGCCAAUGCUAUGGAUGUGGUGGUACAGUACGCCAUCCAUCGCCUGAACUUCAGGCUGGAAGACAUCAUUAUCUACGCCUGGUCUAUCGGUGGUUUCACAGCUACCUGGGCGACAAUGACCUACCCCGAGAUCAGUGCUCUGGUCCUGGAUGCCUCCUUUGAUGACCUGGUACCCCUUGCCUUGAAGGUCAUGCCCGAGAACUGCAGAGGCCUGGUUACACGGACAGUUCGGGAGUACUUGAACCUCAACAAUGCAGAGCAGCUAUGCAAGUACCAGGGGCCUGUGCUACUGAUCAGGAGAACAAAGGACGAGAUUAUCACAACCACGGGGCCGGAGGAUAUCAUGUCAAACCGAGGGAACGACCUCAUCCUGCAACUGCUGCAGUUCAGGUACCCAAAGGUGAUGGUGGAUGAAUCUGUACGUGUCGUUAAGGAGUGGCUGUGUGCUUCCAACUCGCUGCAGCAGACCUCUCUCUACAGUCGCUAUGAAGUGGAUGAUGACUGGUGCACCUCGGUCCUGCAGUCCUACAAGACAGAGCACGGAGGACAGUUACCCUGGACUGUUGGGGAAGACAUGACAACAGAAGGGCGGAGACAGCUGGCCAUAUUCCUGGCCCACAAGCACAUGAAGAACUUUGAUGCUACGCACUGUACCCCUCUGCCAUCAUAUGAGUUCACCCUGCCCUGGACCUUGUAGAUGGGCAGAGGGGGAGGUGGGCAACAGGCCAGUGUCCAGGCAGUGGAACAGGAGCAGCAGUGUACAGUCCGAGAGCCAGCCCCACCACCCCCCUCGAGGAGGAGAUCAGUGGGUCUACACCGUCCCGUGUGUUGUCCGGUUCCGGGAGAACCGUCUGUUUGCCAGUGGAUCUGAAAGUGUCAUGAUUUUUAUUUCAAGAUGUGAGAAAUAUGGUCUGAGUGCUCUCUCCCACUUCUAAUCUUCUUUAUCUUAACCUCCAUCCCUCCCUCCCUCCCCCCAUCCCUCCUCCUUUUGUCCCCCAUCCCUCCUUCUGUCACCCCAUCCCCCUCUCUUUCUCCCCCCCAUCCCUCCCUCUCCCUCCCCCUCUCUUCCCCCCCAAACCCUCCCUCUACCCCCAAAUCCUCCCUCUCUUUCUCUCCACCCAAUCCCUCCCUUCCUCCCCCUCUCCUCUCCCCCAUCCCUCACCCCCCAUCACUCCCCCUCUCUCCCCAUCCCUCCAUCCCUCUCUCCCCAUCCCUCCCUCCCUCCCUCUCUUCCCCAUCCCUCCCUCCCUCCCCAUCCCUCCCCUGCUCUCUUCCCCACCCCUCCCUCCCUCUCUUCCUCCAUCCCUCCCUCCCUCUCUUCCUCCCUCCCUCUCUUUCUCCACCCCUCCCUCCCUCUCUUCCUCCAUCCAUCCCUCCCUCUCUUCCUCCAUCCCUCUCUUCCUCCAUCCCUCUCUUCCUCCAUCCCUCCCUCCCUCUCUUCCCCCAUUCCUCCCUCCCCCAUCCCUCUCUCUCUUACCUCAUCCCUCCCUCCCUCUCUCUCCUCCAUCCCUCCCUCUCUCUCCUCCAUCCCUCCCUCUCUCUCUCCCCAUCCCUCCCUCUCUCUCUCCCCAUCCCUCCCUCUCUCGC